Phytophthora infestans T30-4 is the source of this 723-nucleotide messenger RNA. RefSeq lists its product as uncharacterized. NCBI's taxonomy places the organism in Eukaryota, Oomycota, Peronosporomycetes, Peronosporales, Peronosporaceae. The record is from RefSeq and is a predicted model, not a curated record. The transcript is spliced from 3 exons. Bases 1 to 723 code for a protein of 240 amino acids.
AUGGAGGUCUUGCUUCGCGCUGCCGACGAGCGCAUCAGCUGGAAGAUGCCUGGGGACUCUGCAGCAUCAGGUGCUCCAUUUUAUGCGUUUUUACCUGGCUUUUACGAGUCCGCAUCGCCACAAACUACUUCAGCACAUCCACCGCAUCAAGAUGAGGUGGGCACACACGAGUUGGCCAACGUCAAGUCUCAACCGCCGUCAUCGCCCACUUCAGCUGUAGCCACGGAUACUGCUGAUGGAAGUAAGACCCAGAUCAAACUUCAUGGAGACAAUACGUUCGAGUAUGUGUGGACAAUGAAGCGUAGCGGUGUGCGCGCGAUGGAGUUUACGGUGGAAAUGGAAGGAAAAUGGACCAAACCGGUGCUGAAUCGAACUCGAAGAGGCCAGGAAGACCAACGUGUCAUCCUCUCUGCGCAGCGAAUUCGCUUUCAUCGGCUAUCGAACUACGAGAGCACCGGCGCCGCUCUCCCCGCGCAGAUCCUGUCAAACUCGCCUGCAUGUCGGGUCCUUGCGGGUCUCACCAAGAAGAUCGCCAACAAGUUGGGGGCGCCAGUGGACGUGAUGACCGAAAAGUGGUUACCAGCUCGGGGCGUACGCUUAGCUCCGACCGAGGGCGUGAAAAUCAAGCGGUUCAAUCCUUUCUUCUGGUACGCCUCGCCGACGCACUGCGCAGUGGUUGCCGGCUGGAGCCUGCGUCCGAUAGUGCUUAAGCACGUGACCUAG